This is a messenger RNA of Staurois parvus, 1068 nucleotides long. NCBI's taxonomy places the organism in Eukaryota, Metazoa, Chordata, Amphibia, Anura, Ranidae. The record is from the annotation of a GenBank genome assembly.
AUGUUCUUCUACCCCUCAGAUGGACGGUAUAGAAGGUACAGUCUGAAGAAACAUCCUGCUUCACCUUUGAAUGGGGAGAUAGAAGAUGAUGACAUCCCAGCAGAAUCUUCAGGAAGAAACCACGUGACCCUGUGUUCACAUCGGGCACGUCACAGUGCAGAUCCUGAAGAAGGGGAAACCUUCCUGCGUUCUAAACCUGGUGACUCUUAUGACCAGAGAGCGGUCCUCCAUGCACCACAGAGACUUCACCAAAACGAGAAGCCCUUUCCAUGUUCUGAGUGCGGGAAAUGUUUUUCUCAGAAACAGCAACUCGUUAGGCACCAGAAAACUCAUUCGGCCGAGCAGCCAUUUUCCUGUUCGGAGUGCGGAGAGAAGCCGUUUUCAUGCUCUGAAUGCGGGAGAUGUUUUUCCCACAGAAGAAAUCUCGCCUCGCACCAGAUGACUCAUACAGGAGAGAGGCCAUUUUCCUGUUCGGAGUGUGGGAAAUGUUUUUCCCAAAAGUCCACCCUGACCACCCAUGAAAAAAUUCACACGGGGGUGAAGCCGUAUUCCUGCUCCGAAUGCGGGAAAUCUUUCUCCCAUAAAUCUUCCCUUAUUGGGCAUGAAAAAGUCCACACGGGAGAGAAGCCGUUUUCAUGUACAGAGUGCGGUAAGCGUUUUUCCCUAAAAUCAAAUCUCAUAGCACAUGAAAAAGUUCACACGGGGGAAAGGCCAUUUUCAUGCGUCAAAUGCGGUAAAAGUUUUUCCAUGAAGUCCAACCUUCUCAAGCAUGAAAAGGUUCACACAGGGGAGAAGCCAUAUCCAUGCCAGGAAUGCGGAAAAGGUUUCACCGAUAGAACCCACCUUAUUUUACAUCAGAGAACUCACACGGGCGAGAAGCCCUUUUCCUGUAACGAUUGUGGUAAAUGCUUUUCUCGGAAAUCGAAUCUUCUCGAACACGAAAAAGUUCACAGAGGGGAGAAGCCGUUUUCCUGUGAGUGUGGGAAACGGUUCUCAAAGAAGUCCUCCUUUAUGUCACAUCUUAGUUCCCACAGGGAGGACCUUCCUUUGUUGGAGGAUGGAAGCUGA